AAUUCAGAAUUGGGGUUUAGAGAGAAAAAAUACCGAGCUUUAGAGAGAGAGAGAGAGGAGUUAUGGAUAGUAGAGGAGGUUGUUGUAUAGCGAGAUAUGCCGCCGGAGGAGGUGGUGGUUACGGUUAUGAUAUGUCUAAGGUUGGCCGGAUAAUGCUCCGAUUCCGGCCAAUCGCUCCAAAACCUGUCACCGGCGAACCAGGUUCCGGAGCCGGUGGUGAAAAGGUUGAGAAGAGUGAAAGCCAGGCUCGAGGUGGUAGAGGGAAGAGAAGGUUAGUAAGAGAGAAUAAUAAUAGCAACAGUGCUACCAGGCGGUGCAAUAGCAAGAAGAGAAAAGCUUGUUCGCCUGAGUCUUCCGACGAUAAACGACGUUUUUUGGUUCCAGAAGAGAAGGUUGUGACUCUCCCUCUCUUACCGGAGACUCCCGAACCUAAAGAUGCCCCGGCAAGGCUUUCUCCCGAGACGAGAGACACACCAAAGUGGCUGAGCUUCGAGAAUAACGCCGAAAACAAUAAUAACAGCCAAAGAUAUCACGAUAAUGUGUACGGCGAUGGUCGUUUGUCGGUGGAGACUGCGGAUCCGAUGGUGAAGAUGUUGUCGCGGCCGGUGAAGCUGGUGGGGUCGAGCGUGACCGUUGAAUGCGUGACGGACACGUGGAUGGACGGGAUUAACAAGUUCGGUUUGGGAUGUACGGACGACGAGAGGAAGAUGAAUCUGGAGAAGGACACGUGCCCGGGGUUUGUUUCGGACAUUUACGGAAGGGUGACGUGGACUAACGGGGCCUACAAGAAAUUGGUGGGCCAGGGGUGCGAGGACGAUCAUGGUUAUAAUCCAAGUAGCGGUGGUGGUGAUGAUCAGAUGAUGAUGAUGGUGUGGUUGGUGAUGAAGGAAAGGCUGCCGGUGACGGUGCUAACGUGCCCGGCGUUCACAUGCAGAGUGAGACUACAAUGCUACACCAAUGGGAAUAAAGAGAUCAAGAGCUCGCUCACGCUGCCUUGUGAUGUUUGGAGAAUGGAGUGCGGUGGUUUUGCAUGGCGAUUAGACGUUAACGCUGCCCUCUGCUUGGGUCGGUAAUGUUAUGAAAAUCACAUCACAUACAAAGAUGAUAUAUCUCUAAAUCUUAGCUAACUCUUCUAUUUUAUGUUAUUUUUCGAAAAGAAAGAAAAAAAAUGUGAAUAUUUUUGUGAUCGAUCGAGCAACACCACCUACCGACCCGUCAUCAGUGUUUAAUUUUCAGUAGUACUGUAGAUCCACGUUGUGGUUGUACUCUCAAAUAUUCAUCCCACAUCAGAGUGUGGGGGCUGGUUUGUGUUAUUAUAAUUAAUGUAUACUAGCAAGCAAUGAUGAUGAUGAUGAGAGAGAGAGAGUAGAGAACUGAUUUAGACUUUUCUUUUUUGUUAUGUUGGUUUGGUCAUAUGAUACGACGUCGUUGGCGAGAUCAAUCUAAUGUAAGUACUGCGUUUUGUUAUUAGUAUAAUAUAUCAAAAGUUUUUGUACAA
Molecule: messenger RNA, 1498 nt
Organism: Humulus lupulus (European hop)
Lineage: Eukaryota; Viridiplantae; Streptophyta; Magnoliopsida; Rosales; Cannabaceae
Exons: 1
Coding region: 63-1073 (336 amino acids)
Source: RefSeq, a predicted model, not a curated record